AUGUAUCGAAAAAAGCCACAGGACGAAUGGGGUCUCAUAAUCCAACAGCAAGUUGAGUUUAAUAAAAAGCGUGAAGAGGAAGAAAAAGAGCGUAUUCAACAAGAAAAAGACAAUUACCGCCGUGACCUAGAAUAUCAAAACUAUCUUACUCCCAGAUAAGAAUAAAAUGAUAUUAACAGCAAAAUUUAUUGUGAAAAAUUUAAAAUUAUUUUCCUAUAUAAAUGCGAAAGAAUUAAAUAUCUUAUAUAUUUAUAUCUAAUUCGCAGCAAAAUUGUUUAUAAUUGUAAAAUAUUCUUUUAUGACCAGAAGAAAUUAGAGAAUUGGCCAAAGAACAGCAACGAAAGCAGCGAGAAUUUGAAGCUCAAACAGUCGAAGCACAAAUAAAAGCCUUCAAAGAGAACGAAGAAAAGCGAAAAAUCGAAGAAUCCCAGCAAAAAAAAUCUUUACAUGAAACCUACGAUCAGCACUAUCAAUACAAAAAACAGAUGCACGAUAACGAGCGCAUCGCCAAACUCGAGCAAGAACAAAUGCACCUUGCCAGAGUAAAGGCACAAAUGGCUGCAGAUGAGCUAAAAAGAAAAGAAGCAGUUGAAAAAGCUUUAAGAGACGAAGAAGAAGUCCUUAGAGUAAGAAGGUACCAAGAAGAAUUACAAAAGCAAAUGAAAGAAAAUGAAAAACUGUAUGACAUUGAGCUGGCUAGAGCAAGAAAAGAAGCUGAAGAGCAAAAAGAAAGACAAUAUAGAGAAUACUAUAACAAAAUUGCUGAAAAACAAGCAGUCCAGCAACACCAAUAUGAAAAGCUUGUUGCAAAAACUGAUUUGUAUAGAAAAAACAGAGUCAAUGAAUGAAUUGACCAAGGAUAUCAGUUUAAUAUUAAGUCGCAAGCAGAAAGAGAAGAAUAUGAAAAACAAGUCCGCCUGCAGGCUAAGAAUAACAUGAGCGAAAUGCUGCAGAAGCAGCUUGAACUAAAAGAGCUAGAAAAACAACAAAGAAAAGAAGAAAUUAAAAGGCAAGCUGAAAUAACACAAAGGCAGCUAGAAGAAUUCAAGAGAGCAGAAAUGGAAAAAGCUAAUCAGAGAAAGUUCCAGCAGCAAAACUACAGAAACUUUUUAUACCAUUUAUAGAAGAAUAUACCAAAAAUUAUAGGAUUAAUAAAAAUAUUAUUUGGCCGCAUUCUUGAGAAAGCAGUAUAAAUGUCCAAGCUAAUUCAGCAAAUGACAUUAGAGAUAGUGUGUUCAAACUGUCAGAUGUAGAAAAGAAAUUAAACAGGGUCGCACUGCAAGGAUAUGAGGACACACCAAAAUCACAACUACAAAGAAAUGCCACAAAUAUGCUGAGGUCAAGCAGUCAGAAUUCUCUUCAAAAUAACGAUUUCACCAAAAGAUACGUAGAAAACCUGAUGAGUCCAAAAAUAGGGACUGAAAACAGUUCUCCCAAGCUCAGAAAUAACUCUAUGUCAAGCUUAGAUCCAGCGAUGAAAGCUGCUGGAAAGCCUACAAGGCUCCCAUACAUUGAUCAAAAACUGGAAAGUAAUUUUCUGAAAAUUUAA
Molecule: messenger RNA, 1549 nt
Organism: Blepharisma stoltei
Lineage: Eukaryota; Ciliophora; Heterotrichea; Heterotrichida; Blepharismidae
Source: the annotation of a GenBank genome assembly